This is a messenger RNA of Pangasianodon hypophthalmus (striped catfish), 929 nucleotides long. It is a transcript of the gene pierce1, whose product is annotated as piercer of microtubule wall 1. The transcript is spliced from 3 exons. The record is from RefSeq and is a predicted model, not a curated record. Lineage: Eukaryota; Metazoa; Chordata; Actinopteri; Siluriformes; Pangasiidae. The coding region runs from base 448 to 873 and encodes 141 amino acids. Gene Ontology annotation, biological process: axoneme assembly. Gene Ontology annotation, cellular component: axonemal microtubule.
UUAUUCCUGAUAAUAAUAAUAUAUAUAAGAAAAUAUCUGACUCAGCACCUUAAGACACUUAAUGAUGUUUGUUUUUUUCCCCUUUAAUUUGGGUUAAUACUUUACUCAUGUUAAAUUCAUCCUAGCAACUUAUCAUUAAAAGACAGUUAAGCAGCUCUUUCCUGCAGCAUGAGCUUUUUCUUUUUUUUAUGCGAAAGAAAAAACAAAACAAAACAAACCAAACCCGCAUACUAGCCUCUCGCACUAAACAGUAUGCUGUAAUGGUAAACAGCGCACUCUUUUACAAUACUACUUAGUACGUUAGUAUGCAGUUUCUCCUGCGUACUAGGCUUCUGGAACGGCUGUGACGUCACUUGGUUACACUGUUGAUGGCAACCAGCAGAGAAAAUGAAGAACUCGUUUAAUUCGAGUUUCAUUAGAGCUGAAUUAAAACAUUAAACAUUAAACAUGGACGCUGAGUGUUUAGACGCGGGGAUAAACAUGGACCAGCAGCAGCCUGAUAAAAACACCGACGUGAAAACAAGCGACGUUUACAGAGUGAAUGAAAAUCUGCCAAAACGUUUCAACAAUCCCGAGUGCUUUAAAGGCUACAGUAAGAAGAUGGUCCACCCACUGUACCAAACAACCAACCAGAUAUACGGCAGCAAAAAACCUACAGUUCAUGAAAUGCCGACAACCUUUCAUGGGAGUCAGCGCAAGUUUUCAGACCACAUCCUGAAGAGAGGAAUGUUUCGAGAUAACGGCUUCAACACAUCGCUGGAGCAGAGUCGAAUCACCGGGCCUAAUACUGUCAACACGUUCCACGACAGAAUCUGCUUCCAUCAUUUAUACCGCACUGGAGGAAACGAUCAAGCAGAGAUUAACAUGAUAUGAGACUAAUGCAUUGUUUUGCCCUGUAAUUAAUAAAAAUGGCAUUUUAAUGAAGUUAA